This is a messenger RNA of Cyphellophora attinorum, 645 nucleotides long. RefSeq names its product Thioredoxin domain-containing protein plp1. The record is from RefSeq and is a predicted model, not a curated record. The coding region runs from base 1 to 645 and encodes 214 amino acids. The transcript has a single exon. Gene Ontology annotation, cellular component: cytoplasm. NCBI's taxonomy places the organism in Eukaryota, Fungi, Ascomycota, Eurotiomycetes, Chaetothyriales, Cyphellophoraceae.
AUGGACAAAGAGCAAGAGCAAGACCCAGACGACAUCUUGGCUGAACUUGAAGCCGACGACAACGACGACUACCGUGCUCAGAGGCUUGCAGAGCUGAAGUCAGAAGCACAGAGCGGGCCGGAGUCAACAUCCAAUGCAGUCCAAUCCGUCUUCAAGACGCUCUCUGGCGACGACGAAUGUCUACAAUUUACGACAGAGUAUGAGCGAGCCGUGGUCCAUUUCUUUCACCCGGACUUUGCACGAUGCAGCGUCAUGGACCGACAUUGUGAGCACAUUGGACGGAAACACAACCAGGAUGGAGGCGCUGACAUGGCCUUCGCACGCGUCGACGUCCGCAAUGCACCUUUUGUGGUCGAGAAGCUGGGUAUCAGGGUUCUUCCAGCGGUGCUUGGAUUUGUGAAGGGAGUGGUCAAAGGACGAGUCACUGGAUUUGAAGGCAUAGCUUGGGGUGGUCGGGAGGACGUGCCGUCGGUGGCCGCUGCGCUGGAGGAGAAGCUUGUGGAGUGGACGGUGCUGAGAAAGCGACUGCUCGAAGAUGAAGCCGAGGACGAGGAAGAGGAGAAACCCGAGCGAACGGAAUUUGCCAGACGUGGGAUCAGAGAUCGCAAGCAAAACCCAAACGACGACGAUGAUGACUGGGAUUGA